CCAAUCGUCAUGAGCAGAUCCCGCUUUACAAGACGCCUGUUUCCUCUCUUGACUGCUGGAGUUGUGGGCACAGGCAUAUACGCAGUUGACAAUUGGACAGACGCUAAGCUUAUCCAACGCAACUGUCGCACGGCUUACAAUGGAAUGGCAGUAGCGAUUGAUUACAAAUUGAACUUUCAGCCUACCGCAGACAGGGACAUUCGGCCUAUUGAAGAGCUCCACAAAAGAACUGCCAACAGACUCUUUGAUGUAUUUGAGAAAAACGGUGGAUUGUACAUAAAGAUGGGCCAAGUGAUCGGCACCCAGGCAGCAAUUCUGCCCUUACCCUACCAAGAAAGAGCGCGUCGUCUUUUUGACUCUGCACCAGCAGUACCAUUCGAGGCAGUAGAGAGAGUGUUUAAGGAAGACUUUGGGUGUCUGCCUGAAAGCGUAUUUGAUGAAUUCGAUAAGACUCCUUUGGCGUCCGCAUCAAUUGCACAGGUGCACAAGGCCCGUCUGAAGAACGGCGAUAUCGUGGCAGUCAAGAUUCAGAAGCCAGCUAUUCAGAAGCAAAUUAACACGGAUCUGUUUUGCUACCGGGUACUUGCACAAGUAUAUGAGUACAUGUUCGACCUUCCUAUUACAUGGUCUACAGAUUAUGUAGAAGAUCAUCUUCGCAUGGAAGCUGACUUUGAAUGUGAAGCCAGAAAUGCGAUGAAAGCAUGGAAGCAUAUCCAAGACGAGCCUCGCCUUAGAGGCAAGGUGUAUAUUCCAAAGACAUACCCAGAACUCAGUUCAAAACGAGUGCUGGUGUGUGAAUGGAUCGAUGGAGUUCAGCUCACAGACACCGCUAGUAUUGCGGAACGCCACCUAGAUUUCAACUGGGCUAUGAAAACGGCCAUCAUGGCAUUUUCGAGCCAGAUAUUUAAGACCGGGUUUGUACAUGGUGACCCUCACCCAGGCAAUGUACUAGUUCGGUCUCAUCCCGACAAUCCCAAACACACGCAGGUAGUGCUAAUUGACCACGGCCUAUACAUCCAAGAGUCAGAAAAAUUCCGUAUUGAAUACUGUAGAAUGUGGGAAGCUUUAUUUAUGUUAGAUAUCAAGACAAUGCAAGAAAUAUGUAGUAGUUGGGGAAUCCACGAUGCCAAUAUGUUUGCGUCCUUGACCUUGCAAAAGCCAUUCUCACCCGAGAAAGCACUUCAUAUCCAGCAGAGUGUUGAUAUGCGCGACGUCUACGAUAUGCAAAUGAAUGCUAAGGAGCGUAUUAAACACUUCCUUAAAGACCAGUCUCUUUUUCCUCGAGAAAUCAUCUUCGUGUCUCGAAAUAUGAAUAUAAUGCGUGCUAAUAAUCGUCAAGUGGGAAGUCCAGUUAAUCGAAUUAAUAUUAUGGCACGCUGGGCAGUAAUUGGCCUUAAUACUUCGACGAGCAAAGGAAGCUGGCUGCAAACUGUCCGCCUAUCCUGGAAAUCAUUCCUGUUUGAAUCUACCCUAUUGUUAAUGACAGUUACUUUUUGGAUGGUGCGUUUCAGAGACGCUGUGGGAAGGGUUGUUUUUGGCAAUAAGCUUAAUGGAUUCGAAGAUGUCUUGGACAAGAAGAUGACAGAACAGCUGGAACGUCAGUUUGGAAUCAAGAUAGAUUCUUCAGUUUUCGAUGGUUAGAAUAUAAAGAAGAUUAGAGAAGAAAAGAAAUUGUUUUUUUACAGCUAUAUAUACAGCAAUUAAUUAUACUUAUAUCAGUUCAGCCAUGUACAAUAAACACAUAUAUGUGUUAGGCAAAUUUAUGUACAACAUUGUACUUUAAUUACAUUGACUAAAAUCAGACAGACAAGCAUAGGUUGACAAAGGCUUCUGUAGAAUUCAGGAGAAUAUAUUGACAUUCUCACAUUCAAAUCAAAGACAAGUAAAUGUUUUGGCUACAUAACAACCACAUAUCUAAUAAUUGAUCGUAAUUAUUAUAUUCUUGAUUUAACCAAAAAUACUAUCAUUAUUAUUAUACUUUUUUUAAAGAAAAUCUAAAGACUUGCUUAAUGGUAGAG
This is a messenger RNA of Phycomyces blakesleeanus NRRL 1555(-), 2018 nucleotides long. RefSeq lists its product as hypothetical. The record is from RefSeq and is a predicted model, not a curated record. The coding region runs from base 10 to 1641 and encodes 543 amino acids. The transcript is spliced from 5 exons. NCBI's taxonomy places the organism in Eukaryota, Fungi, Mucoromycota, Mucoromycetes, Mucorales, Phycomycetaceae.